UAUUUGAAAAGUUUUUAUAAAACGGCUUUCGAUGAUGACGCUAUGCACAUUAUUUUAUUUUUUUUGCCUGGUAUUAUUUAUCGAAUACCGAAAAAUGUUGAAACUGUGCUGGAUUUAGGAGCGGGGCCAACAGUCUAUGUUCCAAUAGUAUUUCGCAAAAAAGCUAAACACAUCUAUACAUCAGAUUUUUCAAUCAAAAAUUUGAAAGCUUUACGUGAUUGGGUUUGUGAUAAAUCGAAUUUUGAUUGGAACAAUGUCUGUCAAUGGAUUAUUGAUAUCGAAAAUUCUUUUUUAUCACCAAAAUUCAUUCAAAAUAAUAUGAAUGUUUUCAAGAAGAAUUUACUCGAAUCAAUUUAUUAUUAUAAAGAUAAAAAAUAUAAUAAUGAAAUAAAUAAAUUUGAUGUUAUUGUAACGAUAUUUUGUUUUGAAUAUGCAAGUGAAACUUUACGAGAAUACCAAUGUGCUGUGAAAAAUACUGUGGAAUGUAUCAAAACUGAUGGUUAUUUGGUACGUUUUUUUGAAAAAUCAUAA
Dracunculus medinensis (Guinea worm) is the source of this 531-nucleotide messenger RNA. The record is from the annotation of a GenBank genome assembly. NCBI's taxonomy places the organism in Eukaryota, Metazoa, Nematoda, Chromadorea, Rhabditida, Dracunculidae.